This is a messenger RNA of Neolamprologus brichardi, 4848 nucleotides long. RefSeq names its product ADAM metallopeptidase with thrombospondin type 1 motif, 16 (gene adamts16). Gene Ontology annotation, biological process: extracellular matrix organization; proteolysis. Gene Ontology annotation, cellular component: extracellular matrix. The record is from RefSeq and is a predicted model, not a curated record. Gene Ontology annotation, molecular function: metalloendopeptidase activity. Lineage: Eukaryota; Metazoa; Chordata; Actinopteri; Cichliformes; Cichlidae.
GUUUUAUUUAAGAUAUCGAUACUGCUGGGAGGUGUGUUAAAAGUGAUCCACGGACAUGAAUUUCUUGCGUUUGUCUUGCGCAGCGUGCAGAAACUGGAGACCGUCGUUUUUCCACCUGCUGUGGUUUCUCACCCUGGGCAACAGCGUUCUUAUGAAUGCUGGCGCUGACAGUGCCGAAUGUGAUCAAGGCGCAUCUAUUCUGCUACGGUCUCUCAAUUUACCUCAAAACACAGAAUAUGAGAUUGUAUCUCCAUAUGAGGUCGACCACCAAGGCGUUUACGUCUCUCAUGAAAUUGCCCACCACCAGCGCAAAAGGCGGCGCAGAUCCCUCGUUUCAGACGCGGACUCAUCUGCCGCUGAAAGCAUCAGCGAAACAGUCCACUUCCGACUCCGAGGCUUGGGGCAGGACUUCCACAUGGAGCUGAGGGACGCCUCGGAAAGCCUGAUUGCACCUGGCUUCACCAUCCAGGUCCUGGGAAAGAAUGGCACCAAGAGCCUGAGGGCCUACCAUCAGGAUGACCUCUGCUUUUACCAAGGGUCACUGAGGUCAAGGGUCAACUCCUCUGUGGCACUAUCCACAUGCAUGGGGAUGUCAGGUUUGAUCCAAACACAGGAUGCAGAAUAUUUCUUGAGACCCGUGUCACACGGCUUGGCGCAGAUGGAGAACUUCACAGCGCCCUUCGGUCAUCAGCCACACAUCCUCUAUAAGAGAGAAAGGGACUCCCAAACACAGCGGCAACAUGUGCUUCAAAAGAGAUCCGCUGACAACACAGUGUUUGAACGUCAAUACAAGGGACUGCAAAAACAGCAUGACAACAAUAACAACAACACUCAAGCUGACCUGAUAAAACAUCAUGGAAGUGGCCAACAGCACAAUGACCAUCGCCAUGACAGCGACUACAGACAUGGGGAGAAGCAGAAGCAACACUUCUGUGGGAGAAGGAAGAAAUACAUGCCAAAACCUCCAGAAGAGGAUAUUUUUAUCCUUCCAGAUGAAUACAAGUUUAUCCCCAGGAAUAAAAGGGCAGUGCUGAUGAAGAACAAGGCCAGCCAGGGACUCAAUGUGGAGACACUUGUGGUGGUGGACAGAAAGAUGAUGGACAACCAUGGCCAUGAGAACAUAACUACAUAUGUUCUUACUGUGCUUAACAUGGUCUCAAGUCUGUUCAAAGACGGCACAAUAGGGGGAAAUAUCAACAUAGUGAUUGUGGGUCUCGUCCUCCUGGAUGAAGAACAGAAUGGCUUAGUAAUCAACCACCAUGCAGACCACACACUGAACAGCUUUUGCCACUGGCAGUCCACCCUGGGAGGUAGAGAGGGCCGGCACCAUGACCACGCCAUCCUCCUCACGGGACUCGACAUCUGCUCUUGGAAGAAUGAACCCUGUGAUACUCUUGGGUUUGCGCCAAUUAGCGGGAUGUGUAGCAAAUACCGUAGCUGUACCAUUAAUGAGGACACUGGCCUGGGUUUGGCAUUCACCAUCGCCCAUGAAUCAGGACACAAUUUUGGAAUGGUCCAUGAUGGUGAAGGGAAUGUUUGUAAAAAGUCAGAAGGCAACAUCAUGUCUCCCACAUUAGCUGGUCACAACGGUGUCUUCUCCUGGUCUGCUUGCAGCCGUCAGUACCUCAGCCGCUUCCUCAAUUCUGCCCAGGCUUUGUGCCUAUCAGAUGAACCAAGAGCAAUCACAGAGUAUCAAUACCCUGAGAAGCUGCCUGGCGAGCUGUACGAUGCAGACACACAAUGCAAAUGGCAGUUUGGGGAGAAGGCCAAACUCUGCACCCUUGAUUUUAAGAAGGAUAUCUGCAAGGCUCUGUGGUGCCACCGUGUUGGGAGGAAGUGUGAGACCAAAUUCAUGCCAGCUGCUGAGGGCUCUGCUUGCGGCCCCGAUAUGUGGUGUCGUCGGGGCCAGUGUGUGAAACAGGGUGAUGAGGGUCCAAGGCCUCAGCAUGGCCACUGGUCAGAGUGGUCCUCCUGGUCUACAUGCUCUAGAAGCUGUGAGAGCGGCGUUACAUAUCAUGAGAGGCAAUGCAGCAACCCCAGACCGGCAUACGGGGGGAAGUUCUGCGAGGGUUCCUCCAGGUCAUACAAACUUUGCAAUACUGAAGACUGUCCCAGGAACACCAUUGACUAUAGAGCACAACAGUGUGCUGAGUUCAACGGCAAACAGUUCAGAGGCUGGUACUACACUUGGAGACCAUACACUAGAGUGGAUGAUCAAGAUCUAUGCAAGCUCUACUGCUUUGCUGAAGGUUAUGAUUUCUUUUUUGCCUUGGCCAGCAAAGUUAAGGAUGGGACACUCUGCUCACCAGACAGCUCUAAUGUCUGUAUUGAUGGACUGUGUGAGAGAGUUGGCUGUGACCGUGUUUUAGGCUCCACAGCUGUGCCCGAUGCUUGCGGGGUGUGUAAAGGAGACAACUCCACCUGCAAGAUUUACAAAGGACAGUACACAAAACAGCAUUUUACUAACCAGUACUAUGCAGUGAUAACCAUCCCAGCUGGAGCUCGGAGCAUCCGUGUGAUUGAACUGAAUUCCUCCACCUCCUACUUGGCUGUCAGGGACACACAUAGACGCUACUACCUUAAUGGCCACUGGACCGUGGACUGGCCUGGCCGACACCCCAUUGCUGGAGCAAUUUUCGAGUACAAAAGACCAUAUAACAGACCAGAGAGUCUCAUAUCAGCCGGUCCCACCAAUGAGACUCUAGUAAUAGAGGUGCUGUUGCAGGGCUGGAAUCCUGGUGUGCAUUGGGAAUAUACUCUAAAGAAAGCUGAUGAGAAACUGAUGAAGAACCGCAUCAAGCACAAUUAUACAUGGGCUAUCAUACGCUCCCAGUGCUCAGCCACUUGUGCUGGAGGCCAAAUGAACACCAAGUCAGCAUGCUACAAAGACUUGAAAGUGCAGGUGAAUGUGUCGUACUGCAAUCCCAGAUCAAGACCAGCUACUGGAUUGAUGCCCUGCAACACCCAACCAUGUCCUCCCAGCUGGUCUGUAGGAGAGUGGGGGGUGUGCAGCCGAAGCUGUGGAGGAGGGGAGCAGACUCGGCAGGUCCAGUGUGUCCAGAGAACCAGCCGGACUGACGUGGACACCCUGGCUGACUCUCGUUGUGCCCAGCCGUCCCCGGUCAGGAAGCAGACCUGCAACACACACAGCUGUCCACCGGUUUGGACAACUGGGUCGUGGUCACAGUGCUCGCGUAAGUGUGGCAAUGGUUUGAAGAAGAGGACUGUGCUGUGUGUGAGCUCUAACCCGGGUGCCCAGGCGCACACGCUGCCCAACAGCAAGUGCGCAGGCCUGCCAAAACCUGCUGGUCAGGAUUCCUGCUUCAUCAGACGCUGCCAGAAACAACGCAAGGUCCAGUGGUUUGUCUCCACAUGGCAAGAGUGUUCAGUAACAUGUGGUCGUGGCUAUCAGGCACGCUUCAUCAAGUGUGCAGAGAAGGACACUGCAGGAAAAUACAGAGAGCUUGCUCCCAAGAAGUGCCACCAUGUUCCCAAACCCAUAGUAGAGCUUCAGAAGCCCUGCAUCCUGGCUGAAUGUCCUGUCCGCACAACGCAAUCAGUGCUCUACCAAUGGAAGACGCAUCAUCGGAGCUAUCCAGCCCACCCUCCACCUCGGCCAGAAUGGCGCUCGUCUCCUUGGUCUCAGUGCACGGUGACAUGUGGAGGAGGAGUGCAGGCCAGGGCGGUCCAGUGUCUGGCGGAAGAGAAACCUUCCACCGGCUGUGCCGUCCAUCUCAAACCUGCAGUGUCCCAGGCCUGCAAUACCAACUUCUGUCCACAACCUGAGAAGAAAGAACUUGCAUGUCAGGAUUACUUCAGCUGGUGUUACCUGGUGCCCCAACAUGGAGUCUGCAACCACAAGUUCUAUGGCAAGCAGUGCUGCCAGUCAUGUUCAAAUUCAAACCUAUAAUCCUAGGACGUGACUCAGUCCGCUGUACAGGCAGAUAGGUAGUUAGUCAAAAGACUGCAAAACAUGGUUGUGGUUUUAAGCAUGUGGCGAGCACUGAAAUACAAAGCCUUUUCUUUGGAAGUGCUCUUCAUUUUCUCUCUGCGAUGCCGGACAUCUGGAUACAAGAACUUGAUGUUGACAGCACUACACAGGAAUGGGAUCGGGAAAACACAAAUAAAGACAAGAAUUAUGUGGAGGAACUAACAAAAUAGUAAUCGUGAUUAAAGCAAAUAGGAUGGACAUGUCUAAAAGAAACUGAAAAAUCCCAGCUUUGUUUAUAUACUGUAGCUCAAAAGAUCUGUACUCAGGACACUCAGCAUCUCUCAGUCAACAAAAGGCCAACGAUGGCAAACCAACAAAGAAAGACGUCUUCAAGCGCUGCCACGCAACACGUGAUAUGCCCUGGUCUGCGCUGCAGACCCUGAUGAAUUGACAAUCUGUGGUUUCUUAAUGAAAAGGGACGUUUCAAAGAGACGAUAAAGGUAUAAAUAAAUUUUGCCUUGAGCUUAAUUUUUUUUUUUUAUUAAAAAAAAGAGAACAAAAAUGACAUGCUAAUCAAUGUGUAUUUCUUUAAUAGCUGGGCAGUUGCCAUGUAAGUUGUCAUGUAAAAGUAAAAAAAGAAGAGAGCACAAAUCAACUGCAUCAUCAGAUGCAUAUGUUUUCUGUGACGGGAUAAGUCUGCGUGAUGUGGCUUUCCUUCCAAGUGGUGCUACAACUUUGUCGCAUUGAAUUCAUGAAAUCAGUGUGAAAUGUUCAAGCUUCAGGAAAUAACAAAUGAAUUGUGUGACCCGUGUACAGUAUUAUUUGUUUUAUUUAUUGGCUUUGCAAUGCAGUGUUUCUGGAAAACUGUAUGAUUAAGCAUUAUAAAUGUGUCCUUGUAUUACUCUACCCUAAGCCCA